AAAUGAUCCAGUUGUGUCUGGUCCUUUCACUGAUGGCCCAGGGGUUCCUAAUCCGCCUGAUGGGCCAGAGGUCCCUGCCAGUCCUCCUGAGGGCACAGAUGUUCCUGAACCUACAACCGUUGGUCCUGAUGAUAUUCCAGACCCACCUGUGGAGAAUCUAGUUGUUUCUGAUCUAGUUGUUACUGCUCCACCAGCUGAUGAUCUAGUUGUUGCUAAUUGUUCAGCUGAUGACCCACUUAUUCCUGUCACUCCUGAUGAUGGUCCAGUUAUCCCUUCCACACUGGAUGAUGCCACUGUUGUCCCUGUGCCACCGACAACCGUUCUUGUUGUUGCUGAGCCUCCUCCAAAUGGUCCUGUUGUCCCUGCUUGUUCAGUUGACAGCCCAGAGGUCUGGAUGCCUCCUUCAUUGGGACCACGAGUCCCUGAACUUACAGGAAAGGUUGCUGUUGAUUUGGCUAUUCCAGGAAAUGAUCCAGUUGUGUCUGGUCCUUCUCCUGAUGGCCCAGUGGUUCCUAAUCCAGCUGAUGGGCCAGAAGUCCCUGCCAGUCCUCCUGAGGGCACAGAUGUUCCUGAACCUACAACAGUUGGUCCUGCUGUUAUUCCAGACCCACUUGUUGAGAAUCUAGUUGUUUCUGAUCUAGUUGUUACUGCUCCACCAGCUGAUGAUCUAGUUGUUGCAAAUUGUUCAGCUGAUGACCCGCUUAUUCCUGUCACUCCUGAUGAUGGUCCAGUUAUGCCUUCCCCACUGGAUGAUGCCACGGUUGUCCCUUUGCCACCGACAACCAUUCUUGUUGUUGCUGAGCCUCCUCCAAAUGGUCCCCUUGUCCCUGCUUCUUCAGUUGACAGCCCAGUUGUCUGGAUGUCUCCUACGUUGGGACCAAGGGUACCUAAACUUACAGGAAAGGUUGUUGCUGUUUCUGAUCCUCCAGGAAAUGAUCCAGUUGUGUCGGGUCCUUUAGCUGAUGGCCCAGUUGUUCCUAAUCCGCCUGAUGGGCCGGAGGUCCCUGUCAAUCUUCCUGAGGGCACAGAUGUUCCUGUUUCUACAGAAGAUGGUAUAAUUGUCCCUGACCCACCGGAGGAAGGUCCAGUUUUCCUUGAUAUGCCAGUCGAAUAUCUAUUUGUUCCCAAUUCUCCAGUUGAUAUUAUAAUGGUAUUUGAAUCUCCAGCUGUUGGUCCAGUUAUCCCUGUCACUCCAGAUGAUUUUUCAGUUAUCCUUGUCCUUCCAUAUGUAAGCACAGAUGUCUCUGAACCUACAACAAUUGGUGUAGUUGAAGGUACAGCUGUUCCUGAACUUACAACAGAGGCUCUAGUUGUCUGUGAACCUAAAAUAUUUUGUCCUGUUGUUCCUGAUCCUCCAUGUAAUGGUCCUGGACCAGCAGUCCCUGAACUUACCACAGGGGUUGCUGUUGUUUCUGAUUUUCCAGCAAAUAAUCCAGUUGUUCCUGUUCCUUCAACUGAUGGCCCAGUUGUUCCUAACCCAUGCAAUAGGCCAGAUGUCUCUGUCAAUCCUCCUGAUGAUACAGAAGUUCCUGAUUGUACAAAAUAUGGUCCAGUUGUCAUCCCAGUUCCACCCAUUGAUGGUCCAGUUGGUUCUGAUAUACCAUCUGAUGAUCUAGUUGUUCCUACGACACUAGAUGAUGGUUCACUGGAUUCAGAUACUCCAGAUGAUAGUCCAGUUGUGGCUGAUCCUGUAGCUGAUACUCCACUUGUGACUGUCUUUAGCAAUGAAGGUCUGGUUGUGCUUAUUUCUUUAGAAGAUGAUAAGGUUGUUUCUGAACCUAAAAUAGAUUGUCUUGUUGUUCCUGAUUGUCCAUGGAAUGGUCCUGUGGUCCUUGAACCUCCACCUGUUAAUCGUGUUGUCCCUGCUCCUUCAGCUGACAGUCCAGUUGUCUGUGAUCUUCCUAUGGAUGGACUGGUAGUACCUAAACUUACAAAGGAGGUUUCACUGGUUUCAGAUCUUCCAGAAAAUGACCCAGUUGUCCUUGAUCCUAGAGAUGACUGUCCAGUUGUUUUUAAUCCAGGUGAUAGACCAGAUGUCGCUGUCCACCCUUCAGAUGGUACAGAUGUUCCUGAUCCUAAAACAUAUGGUCCAGUUGUCUGUGACCCACCAGACAAUUGUCCAGUUGUGCCUGACAUACCAGCUGAUGAUAUAGUUGUUCCUAAUAUUUCAGCCGUUGCGGAUGGUCCUGUAGUCCCUGAUCCUCCAGCUGCUAGUCUACUUGUUUGUGCUUCUUCACCUGAUUGUCUAGUUGUCCGUGAUCCUCCUAUGGACUGUCCAGUCGUCCCUGACUUUACAACAGAGUUUUCAGUUGUUUGUGAUGCUCCAGGAAAUAAUGUAGCUGUCCAUGAUCCUUCAGCUGAUGGUCCAGGUGUUGUUAAUCCAAGUGAUGGUUCAGUUGUUCCUGCCAAUCCUAUUGAUGAUACAGAUGUUCUUGAACCUACAACAGAUGGUCUAGUUGUCUCUGAUUCUCUAACUGGUGAUCUGGUUGUUGCUGAUCCUCCCAGUGAUGGUACUGUUUUCCCUGUCACUGCAGAUGAUAAUACAGUUGUCCCUGAUCCUACAGCUGAUGUUCCACUUGUCCCUGAUCUUCCUUCUGAUGGUCCAGUUGUUCCUCCUCCUUCAACAUCGUGUCCAGUUGUUCCUGUCAAAACAAAUAAUUUUCCCGAAGCAACCAUGGCAGGUGAUCCUAUGCAGGAACAGAGAAGUUUUGUGUGCCUCACCAGAGUUUGCAGAUCAAGAGCCUCCUCUUAG
Molecule: messenger RNA, 2752 nt
Organism: Hyaena hyaena (striped hyena)
Lineage: Eukaryota; Metazoa; Chordata; Mammalia; Carnivora; Hyaenidae
Product: calphotin-like
Exons: 4
Source: RefSeq, a predicted model, not a curated record